AUGUCUUCAACUCAAGGCCAUGAUGAUCAUGGUGCAUCCACGACACCUAGUAAUAGUAACAAUGCACCUCCCAACAAUAAUAAUAGUAGCAGUAGAUUUAUUCCCUUCUAUAUGAGAGACGAUUUACCACAGAAUCGUCAAUCGAAAUCUAAAGUCAAUCAACGAAGAAGACGAAAAACCAUUCAAGAUGUACUCCAACAAAAGUCAUCAUUGCCUGCUUCUUCCAAUUUGAAUUCAUCAUCAUUAUCAACGACUUGUCAUUCAGUAUCAUCAUCCUCAACAACAACACCCACGACAAGUACUUCUACACCAACUAACAUUCUGCCACGACAACCACUACCACCACCUCCUAUUCAACCCUCGAUUCAUUCUCAGCAUCAUCAUCCAGUUCAACAACAACAACUUCAACACCAGCCAUCAACGCAAUCACAACAUUCACGAACGCAAUCACACAGUAUUUAUCCACCCUCUCUAAGAGCUAGAUAUCCCUCUGUCUUGCAAUCAUAUCCUCAUUAUGUUCAAUUACCGACCAAUCCUCUGCCUUUUCCUCCCUCACCCUAUCAUAUACAUCAAUUCAAACAACAACAAGAGGACACAGCCAUGAAACUUUCCUCAUCGCCGUCUCCUAUGGGCUCAUCAACUGGUACUUCUCAAGGCUUACCUCUUUCAGAAAUUUCCAACCGAUUCGGAGGGUUGAGUGAGCAAUACAAAAAUUCUGCCUUGCAACGCUCUUCAUCGGCCUCUUCCUUACUCUCGAAAAAUGUCCUAUCGAGCCAUCAACAUGUGCAUCACAAUGAGGAGAAAUCCGUGAACCCAAAUGUAAUAUCAUCAUCUUCAUCAUUCUUGCAACAAGAUAGUAAUGAGGAGCACUCUCAUUCCGCAGCAGCAGGACACACAGAAGAACAUAUUCAUCAUGGAGUUGUUGGUGGUGGUGUUGUUGCAAAUAGUGAUACUUCAAAGAAUCAUCAAGAAACAACAUUGGUACAACCAACAACAAACGAUAAGCCGGUUCCAGUUGGCAGCAGCUUCAAAUCAAGCAUUGCUUCAUUUCUGUCGAGUAAUGGUUCUAAACAAUCUCCACAAAGAAGUAAUGCUCAUACUAGUAACGCAAAUACAUUAUUGAUUCCUUCUUCCUCGGCUGUAUCAUCAACAACAAGUAGCGGUAAAGUUGGCACAGCUUCAGCAUCGUCAAGUACCGCUGUUCAUAAGCUGAAACGACUUCAACAACAAAUUCGGUCAUCCGAUAAAGACCUUCAUGCCAUUAAUUCAUCAGCACAAGUAUUAAAUUAUUUGAAAAUGGUUCAGCAACAACAGCAAGCUUACAUUCAACAGCGUUUAAUGUUGCAAUCGAGUUCCAUACCAAAUCUUAAUGUAUCUGUGAAUCAUAUUAAGGAUCAAUUGUAUUCUAACAUCAAUAAUGCUAGUAGUAGUGGUAUCUCUAGUGAUAACAAUGCAACAAGAUCUUCCUCGUCCUACUUGCCCUCCACAUUCAUACCAAGUUAUCAAUUGGACCCUACUGUUGACAUGAUGAUAUCUAAUUGGGAAAAUCAAAUUCGGCAAACGAAACAACGUCAAAGAAUGCAACAACUGUAUAGGAGACCAAUUCCAAAUCUUAGAUUGCCUCCACAUCAAGACCACAGCCAGUACAUGAUGGAUUCUUCCUCGAGUGAAAGUAGUAGUGGUAUGGGCUCACAUUCCGAUCGAUCCGAAGCAUGGAUGAGUGCACGAUUCGGAGCGAGUACUCUGAGCAGCAGCAGUCGAGUGAGUGCACGUUCGAUGGGGAUUUCUCCACUUAAUUCACCAAGCUCAUCAUGUAGCAUGAGCUUGAGUGAUUGCACAGCCGCUGCAAAUGCCACUGCUUAUCACGAAAAUGGUGGUGACUAUAUCAUGAUUUCUCCUCACCAUCAACAACAACAACACUCUGCAAGAUCCAACAGUAAUAAUAGUAGGCUCACUGCAGAACAAUUAUCUCCUGAGGACGAAGAUGAAGACGGCGACACUUUAAUGAUCGAUGACUCUUCACCUACUCUUGACAAUAAUAAGGACAGCAGCAGCAACAACCUAUUACCCUCCAUUUCAAAGCUUAAUCUACCCAUUAAUCUUCCUCCCCUUAAUUUAUUAUCCCUCUCAAACAAAAAUUCUGCAAACAAUAAUUUAACAGACACAAGCAUUAACAAUAAUUCCUUGUCAACUCAAACUGGCAGUAGCUCAGCAAUGGAGGGAGUCAAGAGUUGUCCAACCACACCACACAGCCGAGAGAGUCAACAUUCAGCUCGGUCCCUCGUGGAACAUUCAGCAUCCUCUUUAGGAAUUCAACAAUUAUUUACAAAUCCCUUCUCGACGUCUGGCAAUAAUACGACUACUUUCAACUUUGGCGGAUCACAGUCUUCCACUAGUUUAGCUACAACCACUGUACAGCCCAAUUCAAUCUCACUUAAUACUUCUUCAUCUCCUUUACAUCAUCAACAUGCCUCUAUGAGUAGUGGCAGUAGUAAUUAUAGUUACAUUCCUGAAGGAUUUGUUACACACAGAACACACCAACAGCAUCACUUUUCCAGGAACACAAAGCAAAUUCAUCAUCAAAUUCACUCGUCUCAACACAUGUCCUCUUCGAGAUCAAGAGAGAAUCAUUUAGUGAAUGCUGAAAGUGUGAUUAACAAUAAUUCUGCUUCUAUCUGCCCGUCACCUAAAAGGUCAUCAAGUCAAUAUCUUCCCUAUACUCAUCUAACAAGUCCCAGAUCGUCAAAGAAAAAGAAGGUACAGGAAUCAUCUGAACCAGCAACCAUUUCUGAUCCAAGUGAUGUUCUUGGAAUUGAUUUUAUUCCUGAUGAGUCUUCGAAUUCUGCUCAGCCAAACGAAGAUAUUCAACAACGAAUGAGCAUGCAAUUGUUUCAAGCAAUCUUUAGACAUACUCCCCUACCUAUGUUUAUUUUAAACUCUAAAGGAAAAUUCAUGUCUGUGAAUCACGCAUUUAUAUCCAUGUUAGGAUAUGAGAGUGAAGCAUGUUUUACUGACAAGAAUGCCUUAGAAUUUGUUUAUUCUGAAACAGACAGUAUCUCACUCAUGACACAAAUUCAAAAGAGUGCUAUUGAGGGAGGUAUUCACCACAAUAAUGCCAGUGGAAGUAGUCUUGUAUCUCCUCAACAACAUUUUAAGAUGAGCUUGAAAGAUUCAAAUGGAUCAUUGAUACAAGCAGAAAACACAAUUUAUGUUCUUCGUGACGUCAUGUAUGGAUCUGGAGAGUUUUUUGUUUUCACUGUAACCAGCUAUCAAUCAAUUGCCGAUGGGCAAUAA
Molecule: messenger RNA, 3294 nt
Organism: Naegleria lovaniensis
Lineage: Eukaryota; Heterolobosea; Eutetramitea; Acrasida; Naegleriidae
Exons: 1
Coding region: 1-3294 (1097 amino acids)
Source: RefSeq, a predicted model, not a curated record